AUGAAGUUCGUCACCAACCUCGCCCUCCUGGCCACCGCCACCUCGGUCGCCGCCGGCCCCGUCCAGAAGAUCUUCAACAUCGUCACCUCCGGCGCCACAGACGACAGCAACAACGGCCUGUACCUCUCCACCCAGCGCGUGGACCCGCUGAACAGCAACGCCGUCUUCCGCGCUCAGGAGGAUGCCGCCGACUUUUACGUCGUCAACGAUACUAUCCGCUACGAUGCGCCGAACAAGGCCCCCUAUGCCAUUGCCCUGGUGUCUGGUUCCGAGCCCCAGGGUGAUGUGGAGAUUAGCGUUAGCCCGACGACCGGCAGUGAGGGAUUUAGCUUGACGAGCGAGAAGAAGGUGAAGACUUCUCAGCAGAACUUUGGCGGGUGGUUGGUCUGUGAUGGCGAGAAUGGUGUCCAGGCCCUCUACUAUGAGAACACUAGCGCCGGGGACAUUGUUCCGGAUGGCUGCGAUUCCGUGCAGCUGGAUGCUGUUUUCAAGAGCUCUUAG
Messenger RNA from Penicillium argentinense, 501 nucleotides. RefSeq lists its product as uncharacterized. NCBI's taxonomy places the organism in Eukaryota, Fungi, Ascomycota, Eurotiomycetes, Eurotiales, Aspergillaceae. Bases 1 to 501 code for a protein of 166 amino acids. The record is from RefSeq and is a predicted model, not a curated record. The transcript has 2 exons.